Scophthalmus maximus (turbot) is the source of this 3693-nucleotide messenger RNA. It is a transcript of the gene nod2, whose product is annotated as nucleotide-binding oligomerization domain containing 2. The record is from RefSeq and is a predicted model, not a curated record. Gene Ontology annotation, molecular function: protein binding. Gene Ontology annotation, biological process: response to muramyl dipeptide; defense response to bacterium; positive regulation of canonical NF-kappaB signal transduction. The coding region runs from base 383 to 3355 and encodes 990 amino acids. The transcript has 10 exons. Gene Ontology annotation, cellular component: cytosol. Lineage: Eukaryota; Metazoa; Chordata; Actinopteri; Pleuronectiformes; Scophthalmidae.
GUCACUUCCGGGUCACGCGACUUGCGUCAAACGAAAACAUCCAACAUUGGAUUGGACAUCCAAAAACGGAUAAACAAAACCUAUCCGUUUUGUUUUCUUCCAUUUUUCGUUUGAGCACAAAAUCGGAAAUAGGAAAACGCGUCGUUAUCCGUUUUGGAAACGAAUAUUGAGAACACAAGUGAUUUUUGUUUUGGUUUCCUUUUUUUGGUUUUAUUUUGAAAAACGAACGAACGAACGAGACGCGGAUUCGAUAGGUGCGCAGAUUCGACUGAAUUUGAUAGAACGGUGCCACGCAGGUGAAGCUCAAGGCGGGCUGCUACUGCGGUAACAUGGUGACAUAUCACAGGUCGUGAUACUGGGAACAUGAAUACAUUCACGUGUGAUGUCUCUGGAAAUGGAAGCGGGGUUGUCAGAAAGCACGUUAGCCCAGGAGCGAGUACUGGAACAACGGACAGAGAUCCUGCAUGCACUGUGCAGCAGCGGGUCAGCCGAGCGUCUGGAAAGACUUCUGGACGUACUGCUGGCCCGCGGCGAGCUCGUGUGGGAGGACUACCAGAACAUCCAAGUCCCGGGUAGAGCACUGUAUGCCAGUGCCAGACAGCUGCUCGACCUGGUCUACACAAAAGGCGUGGACACCUGUGAGGCUCUGCUCAGCGCUCUUAAACAGGUCCUGCCAGAAGUGCACGGCGGUGGUCUCUCCUUCUCGGGAUGUUGUAUGAAUCCAGAAAAAGAAGGAGUAUCUCGGAGCACAGCUACUCAGACCCUUCUAACUCACAGACCAGACCUCGUCAGCGAGCUGCAAGGCUGCAUCGAGGGAACUCUGGACGCUUUGGUUGUGUCUGGAAACUUCACUUCAGGGGACUGCGAUGACGUACGGCUUCCUACACGCACCCCCUCUCAGCAGGCAAGGCGUCUGCUGGAUCAUGUCAGAUCAAAAGGCGAGUCAGCGGCAAAGGUGGUACUGCAUUACAUUCAGCAAACGCAGACAUCUGGAUCCUCAUUGACCAAAGAUAAAGUGUCUCCUCCAGAAGAGUUCUUAAAGUAUCAGAAGAAGCUGAGGAGCUCUGUGUCUGCCCAGUCCUGUUUCCUCAGUACUUAUGGAGGGAUCAGCCACAUGUCCUUGGAUGACAUCUACACCGAAGGCCAGCUGGAACUGGCUCACGACUGUGCCAAUGGACUUUUGGGCCUGGAAGACAUAGUUGGUACAGCAGGUACAGUGAAUGAGGAGGCUGACACAGUGCUCGUGUCUGGGGAGGCGGGCAGUGGGAAGAGCACACUUCUCCAAAAGCUGCAUUUGCUUUGGGCUCGUGGCGCAGCCCUCCAGGAUUUUCUGUUUCUGUUCCCAUUCAGCUGUCGGAGGCUGAAUUCAGAGCACAUGGAAUUGUCUGCCCAAGAGUUGCUUUUUCAGCACUGCUGCUGGCCAGACAGGGAGCAGGAAGAGAUUUUCCAGUUCAUCCUGGACCAUCCACAUCUCACCCUCUUCACUUUUGAUGGCCUGGAUGAGCUCAAGCAGAGGUUUUCAGACGAGAACAGGCUCUGCUGCCCCACCCAGCGUGCACCUGUUCACACGUUAUUAUUCAACUUACUCCAAGGUUCGCUAAUGAAGGGGGUGUUGAAAGUGACGACGAGCCGUUCAGAGGCGGUGGGGCCAGUGUUGAGGAGACACCUUCGCAAAGAGGUCCUUUUGAAAGGUUUUUCCCCAAGUGGGAUUGACUGUUUUGUGAAGAAGCAUCACAGUGAUCCCACCAUGGCUGCUAAGGUUUUGGAGUCCCUACAGACAAACAAUGCUUUGCUUGGACUGUGUCACAGUCCAGUCCUCUGCUGGAUUGUCUCACAGUGCCAUAAGGAGCUGCUAGGCUGUGGAGAGGGCAGUCUACAAACAAUCACAGAUGUUUACCUGAUGAUCUUACAGCACUUUUUACAGCACCAAAGCCCGCUGAAGAGUGCCAUGGGGUUAGGUUGGCUUCAUGACCACCUACAGUCAGUCUUGCAUAUAGGACAGCUUGCCUUUGAUGGGAUAGGAACCUCCUGUUAUAUCUUCUCAUCUACAGACCUGAAGACAUGUGGUGUAGAUGAAAAGGAUAUUUGUAUGGGCUUUCUCAUUCAAAGCAAGGAAAUGUCCUCCACCCACGGUAAACGCUAUGAAUUCCUUCAUGUGACGAUGCAGUGUUUCUUUGCUGCUCUUUACAUUGUUUUGUCGAGUGACACUGACCGUUCAACCAUUCUCAAGAUCUUUGAGCUUCGGGACAUGAGAGAGACAAGUCAGAGUGGCAAAUGUUUCAGGGCUUGCUUGCCAAGCACUAUCCAACAAGAGCCGAUCCUAGCAGGGGAAGAUACAGUAGCUGAAAGACCAAAUCUGCAAAUCACAGCCACCUUUGUGUCUGGACUACUGUCCCAGCGCCAUCGAAGCCUGUGGGUCGAUUGCUGCCCCAGUGCUAUGAUUGAAAAGAAGAUCAAACAUGUUUCAAGAUGCCUGUCUAAAGGCAUGCAGAAACACUUUAAGUCUAUCCCUCAACCUGUAGCAGGGGAGAAGAAGAGCAUGCAUGCAAUGCCAGACUUUGUCUGGCUUAUCAAAUGCAUCUAUGAGAUGCAGGAGAGCAGAAUUGCUCAAAAUGCUAUAGGUAAGCUAGACGUGGACCACCUGAAACUUACCUAUUGUAACAUUGGUCCUGUAGAGUGCACUGCCCUAGCCUAUGUGCUCCAGCAUUUGAGAAAGCCUGUGGGCCUCCAGCUGGACAACAACUCUGUAGGCGAUGUUGGAGUGGAGCAGCUUCUUCCCUGCAUGCACAUCUGUAAUUCUCUUUACCUCAGAAAUAACAACAUUACAGAUCAGGGCAUCUGCAAACUGAUUUCUAAAGUUAUCCAGUGUGACAACUUCCAGAAAAUUGCGCUCUUCAACAACAAGUUAACUGAUGCUUGCACUCAGCACUUUUCUCAUCUUCUGAAGACCAGGCAGGAUUUCCUCUCUCUAAGGCUUGGUAACAAUAAUAUAACCGCAGAAGGAGCAAAGCAGCUGGCAGAAGGGCUGAAAGUCAAUCAAUCACUGAGGUUUUUAGGACUUUGGGGCAAUAAGAUAGGUGAUGCAGGAGCAGACGCCCUGGCUAGUGCACUACAGAACAGUAAAUCACUGUUGUGGCUUAGCCUGGUAGGUAAUGGUGUAGGAAAUGCAGGAGCAUGUGCCCUCGCCAACAUUAUCAAGAACAGCCCGUCACUGGAAGAGCUUUGGCUGACAGAAAACUGCAUUACCAGAACAGGAGUGGAAUGUCUGAUUCAAGCCCUAAAGCACAAUAUUCACGUGAAAUCAGUAUGGUAUGUGAUGUACACCGAGCCAUACACUCACAAAUACAAAGGUUGAGAAACAAUGACCUCAGUUUGGGAGAGGUACAGGAGAUGACACAACUGGAAUCAAGACUGGUUUUCUGAUUUCGCAUAAAGAUUGAUUUGAUUUGACCGGAUCUAAAUAUAUCAAUUACAAAAAAGUAAAACAAAAAUAUUUUCCAUGACAAAAAUCUCCAGUCAACAUAAAUCUUGUACAUACAUUAUUUGGGUUUCGAGAAGGGAAAGAAAGAAGCAGAAGCUAAUCUGGUCCUGCCCCCUUUUUACAGCUUCAAAGUUGACCUAGGACUGCGUUUUGCUUUGAGAAAUGUUUCUAUUUUAUUAUAGGGAAUAUUUUAUAUUAAAAUGUGAAACAUA